This is a messenger RNA of Diabrotica balteata, 633 nucleotides long. Lineage: Eukaryota; Metazoa; Arthropoda; Insecta; Coleoptera; Chrysomelidae. The record is from the annotation of a GenBank genome assembly.
UGUCAAGGUCUGUAAUUUCCAAAUUGAUAUUCACUUGCAUUAUCUUGUCUCAAAACACUUAAAACAACUAUAUCUUCCGUAAGAGUAUAAUAGUCGAAUAAAAUCGUUGUUAAUAUGAAAAUGAUUUUAGUUGUUCUGCUUGGUUGUUUUUUAGUUAAUAAUUUUGUUUGCCAAGUAGAUGCCAAAGUGUAUACCAAAUGUGGACUGGCACAGGAUUUGGUUAAGAUUGGAUUCGAUCGGUCCAUGGUUGGAAACUGGGUUUGCAUGAUAGAAAGUGAAAGUGGAAGAGACACAUCGAAACAGAAAGCUAAAGCUAACGGAGGGAAAGCAUUAGGAUUAUUUCAAAUAAAUAGUAAGGAUUGGUGCACAUUUGGAAAAGCGGGAGGAAAAUGUAAUGCUAAAUGCGAAGAUUUCCUUGAUGAUGAAAUUACCAAGGACGCUACAUGUGCAAAAAAAAUCCAAGCUGAGUUAGGUUUCCGGUACUGGGAUGGCUGGACUCAAAGCUGUUACGGUAGAUCAUACCCGUCCACCAUAGUUCCAUUGUGCUUUCCAACCGCGGGAUAGAUGGGAUUAGUAAAUAACAGAAUGUAUAUAAUAUCAUUAUUUCCGUAUAUUAAAGACCUUUUAAAACUA